ACUAAACGCUACCUUUCUCCACCUUGCGUUUCUCCCGGUGCUUGGCAACCGUGCAAGGAAGAGCGUGGCGCCGACUGGGAGACCGGACACCGGUGAGCUGUGAGUGAAAAGGUUGGUUGACGGCAACAUCUCUGCCUAACAUUCCUCUUGCUGGGAUCACUCAACUGCCAAGAUGCUGGAGGAAGAUAUGGAAGUGGCUAUUAAAGUGGUGGUAGUAGGAAAUGGUGCUGUUGGCAAAUCAAGCAUGAUUCAGAGGUAUUGCAAGGGAAUAUUUACUAAGGAUUACAAGAAAACCAUUGGCGUGGACUUCUUGGAAAGGCAAAUUCAGUUAAAUGAUGAAGAUGUACGUUUAAUGUUAUGGGACACGGCAGGCCAGGAAGAAUUUGAUGCAAUAACUAAAGCUUACUAUCGAGGUGCCCAGGCUUGUGUACUUGUAUUUUCAACCACAGACCGAGAGUCACUUGAAUCUAUUCCCAGCUGGAGAGAGAAGGUGGUGGCUGAAGUUGGUGAUAUACCCACAGUUCUUGUCCAGAAUAAAAUUGACCUCCUUGAUGAUACUGUUAUCAAGAACGAAGAAGCAGAGGCACUGGCAAAAAGGUUAAAGCUACGAUUUUACCGGACAUCAGUUAAAGAAGAUUUAAAUGUUACAGAAGUUUUCAAAUACUUGUCAGACAAAUACCUUCAAAGGCUAAAACGCCAAACUGCAGAAGACAAUGAAAUGGUGCAUACAACCAGCAACAAGAUUGGAGUCUUUAACACAGCUGGUGGCAGCCAUUCUGGACAGAAGUCAAACGGCCUUAAUGGUAGUGGAGAUGUUAUCAACCUGCGGCCAAAUAAACAGAGGACCAAGAAAAAUAAAAGCCCCUUCACCAACUGCAACUUGAUUUAAAACUGUAUCACGACUGGGGGCUAGAGUGCAAUCAUAUGAAAACCACCUGGGGCCACCAGCAGUCCUAGAGUCAGUCCUAGAGGCACCAGCAGUCUUGUAACUGAAGAUGAAUAGCUAAUACUAAGAACUGCUUCUGGAAAAUAACAUAAAAACAUCAUGGGUAUACCUAGCUGGAAACAGAGGUACCAUGGCUUGUUUAUUUGAUCAAAAUGUAUGCUGCAAAAUCAGAUUCUUACUGUUCACUGAACUAAAGAUUCUGUAGACAGGAAAACACUAUUUUUAGAAUUAUAAGUAAGCACACUGACACUAAAAUUUCCCUAAGCGGGUGCUGAGCACUGCCGAAUUGCCCUGUGGCUCCUGUUAUCCUCCCUAGUGCCCCCCCCCACACUGCUGUUAAGAAUUAAGUGUAUGCUGUCUUAUUGGCUGCAAGUUCACUGGGUCUGGAAGAUUUCACACAACGCACUUUAUAUCUGCUAGCCAAGAAGCAACACGUUGACUCCUUCUGGUUUUACCGGUCAAUAUAAAAUACUCGGAUCAUUUGAUAUGUAUUAUAUCUAGUCUUAAAUAUGAGUGUGCUUCAACUCUAUCAGUGUAAAGAGGUCAGGUAAGGCAAGAGCCUGGUUAAUUCAUUAAAGGGGAACUAUCGUGAAAAUGAGAAUUUAAUAUGUGCCUCAGCCAUACUGAAAUAAUAAACUUUGUAACUGCAAUCAAUUAAAUAUUCUGUAUUGUUUAUGAAAUAAUCAAGUUUAUCGUCACUAUUCCUCUUUCAUAAUCUGUUUGUCUUCAUUCUGUCUUCAUGCAGUAGUUCGGUGUAUUCAUUGACAGAUCCAAUGUAUGUUUUGCCUAGAAGAUGUAUUAGAGAGCUCACUUUUAAAAUCACUAAAGAUCAUGUCUCUCUACAUGCAGAAUUUGUACAAAAGGAAGUUAUUUUGUUAGAUUUUGUUUGUACUGGAAUCAGUUAUUUGGGUGAACUCUUAUACAUCUGCUAGGAAAGAAAGCCCCUCCGUAUAAGAUAUAUUGGAUCUAACUGUCAAUGAAUAUCUGACACCCAACUACUGCAAGAACACAGAAUGAAGAGAAACAGAUGCUGAGAGAGGGAUAGUGAACAUAAACUUGGUUAUUUCAGAAACAAUGCAGAAUAUUUAAUUGAUUGUAUUCAGGACCCUCAUCAGAAAACACAGGGCCCCAUACGACAAAAUUUCCUGGGCCUCAGGGCUGUGCCCACUGCAAGCCCCACCACACAGGUCCGCCUCCCACCACACAGUAAAAAAACAAAAAAAAUAUUGGUGGCUAGGGUUUCUCACAUGUUAAUAAAAAA
This is a messenger RNA of Xenopus laevis (African clawed frog), 2207 nucleotides long. It is a transcript of the gene rab23.S, whose product is annotated as RAB23, member RAS oncogene family S homeolog. Lineage: Eukaryota; Metazoa; Chordata; Amphibia; Anura; Pipidae. The record is from RefSeq and is marked provisional. Gene Ontology annotation, molecular function: GTP binding; G protein activity; GTPase activity. Gene Ontology annotation, cellular component: cytoplasmic vesicle; endosome membrane; plasma membrane. Gene Ontology annotation, biological process: anatomical structure morphogenesis; regulation of smoothened signaling pathway; cilium assembly.